AUGUCAAACGUUGAUUCGCACGAUGAACAUCAUCAAAAUCAGCGUCCUUCGUUAUCAUCAACACGUCUUUAUGAUAAAUUAGAUAAAUGUAAACGUGAUAAGGAUUUUUAUCAAGCACAUCAAAUCUAUCGUACAAUUUAUUUUCGUUUAAUUAAUCAACCACAUCAACAACAAGAAAAUUUUGUUGAAAUAUUAGAUUUUAUAUAUAAUGGUGCCAAAUAUUUUCUUGACCAUCAACAAUCGAAUAGUGGCUAUGAUUUAUGUAAAUGUUUUGUUGAAAUAUUAAAUAAACAGGAAAAAUAUAAGGAAUUAAAUGAAGGUUUAUUAUCAAAAAUUUGUAAAUUAUAUGAACUGUUACGUCCUUAUCGAGAUGAACGUAUUGAAUAUGCUUAUAAUAUUCUUAGGUGGUCUGAAACAGUUCCAUCAUCAACAUCACAACAACAGCAAGAAGAAUUACCAUUAGCAACACCUAAAACACGAACAUCUUUUUCAUCAUCAAUUUUGUCAACAUUAACCGAACCAUCAUCAUCAUCGACAAUACCUCCACCAAAAAUUUAUCAUAAAAGUGGACAUCCUGAAGUGCAUGAACGUUUUGCAAAAAUAUUAUGGAAUGAAAAAAAUUAUAAGGAUAGUCGUUAUCAUUUUCUUCAUUCCCAUGAUGGUAUCGAAUGUGCCAAUAUGCUCAUCGAUUUACAUACAAAUUAUGGUUAUCCGUCCGAAGUAGAUCUAUUCAUAACACAAGUUGUUUUGCAAUAUUUAUGUUUAAAAAAUUUCCAUACAGCCUAUCUUGUUUUUGUAACAUAUGUUGAACGACAUCCUCUUAUUCAACAACCACCACCAUUUCAUUUAUAUCCAAUAUUAAAUUUUGUGUGGUUUUUAUUAUUAUGUUUGAAAAAGAUGUUGGUUAGAAGUACAACGACUGAACAACAAAAUCCAAGAGAUAUUAGAACAAAUCUUUCUUCCUACACUGAUCCUCAACAACGUGAACAACAAGCUUCAAUUGCAUCAUUUACAUCAAAAGUAAAAUGUUUUUCAACACUGUGUGAAUUGUAUAAACCAUCAUUAAAUCGUGAUACAACGCUAUUACAGUAUCUGGAACGUAUUGGACAAUUAUUUUUUGGUAUAAAACAGCAACAAUCAUCAAAUCGUACACCAAAUAUGUUUGAAAAUCUUUUUCAAAACUUGGCUAACCCACCUGUUGAUUCCUCUUCAUCAAACUCUGCUCAAGCAGCAUCAAACAAUUUCAUGUCCAGUUUAUUUUUUCAACAACAGAAUCAAUAUUCAUCUAUUUCAGAUGACAAUGACAUGGAUUUUGACCUAGAUGUUGAUUAA
Molecule: messenger RNA, 1332 nt
Organism: Didymodactylos carnosus
Lineage: Eukaryota; Metazoa; Rotifera; Eurotatoria; Philodinida; Philodinidae
Source: the annotation of a GenBank genome assembly